CAACGCAAAUCAACGUAGCUACAAUCUCAGCUUCCUGUUAGCCUCCAACGUUACUGUGUGUUUAAUGGAUUUAUUGAUGGGCUGCCUGGUUUGAUUUGAUCCGGGGCGAGUUGUGCUGGUUUAGAGGAGAUGGUACUGAUGGAGCAGUGACUCAGUGUAGCUGGUGUCAGGGAGCUGGUAAGUGUAGUUUCACGAUGGCAGACGGAGGCAGCGACGACGAUGUAAUACACCUGGCAAGUUUCAACAUCCACCGCAGCCAAGGCUCCCGUGCCCGUAAGAGGGAACUCAUCACCAUUUCUGACGACUCGGACGAGGAGCCCGUGACUCUGGUACCUGGGAGUCCUGUCUUAGUCCCGGAUGAUGCUGAUGAUGACGACAUAAGCAUAGUUGAGCAACUGACUCCUGCACGCAGACAUUUGAUUCGCCCAGCAGCGAAAUGGAGUGGAGCCUCUCAAAACCUAAUCCAAGUUGUAGUUCAUACUACUGCAACUCCCGGGGUUCCCACAGGGGACCCUAGCUCGGUCCCCUCCACCUCCAGAGAUACCAAUGCCAACUCUUCCGCAGGAAGGCCAGCCAUACGAACACAAACCACAGUGCAGUCAGGCACUUCUGGAAACACACAGCCACAACCAGGUUCUUCUUCAUGCACACUGACCCCGUCAAAACUUGACACAAAAUCACAGAAACAGGACGGUACAUCAACACAUACAAACGUGGAGCUCCGUGCAGUCUCUUCUGUCCAGAACCCAUCUACCUCCACAGAUUUCAAGGCUAACGCCGUUUCAUGCAGAUCGCCUACUCGAGUACUUAUUCAUCCUCAAUCUAGCACAUCUGGGCUAGCACAACCUAAAGCAGGCUCUUCAGCACAUGUACCGGUGGAGGCCCAGGCAAGUACCUCUGCUGGUGCCACACACAAUUCUUGUGCGGUCGCAGUUAGUACAUCAAGUUCUUCUACAAAGACUCAAGAACAGGCAAGUACAAGUACUCAUUCACAAGACAAUCCUCAGGCUAGCACAUCUGCACAGUUUCACACAUGGACGCAGCCUCAGCCCGGUACAUCAGCACAGCUCCAAACUAGUAAGACGACAUCCCAGCAGCCCAACUUCAUCCAGGUGAAGGAAGUGAAGUUAGUUCUUCCACAUCAGCCGAGCAUCCAAGCCUCUGCUCUAAUAGCCCAGCCCAAGCUGCAGCUCAGGACCCAGAACGUGCUGCAGACUAUGUCGUUCAACCGAAUGCAAGGCAAUCUCAUUCAGAUUGAGCCACAACCCCUGGCCCAGGCACCUGCCCAGCCUCAAGUUCAGGCAACGCAACACCCUCAGGUGAUACCGAUGAUCCCCCCUGCAGUGCUAAUAGCUGCAGCCCCGGAGAGACUAGGACCUCCAGAGGCUGGUCACCGGAUCAUCCUGGGGAGCCAGGCGCCGGGAGAUGCUGUUCCCAAUCCUCCACCACAAGCUGGUGGCUCCAUUGCUGGUCCACCAGCUCGCAGCCUCAACAUUGGGGUCCCUAAUGUGAACUACAACCUUCCUGUUCCUCCAGCUCCAACAGCUUCAGUCCCUCACAAUGGAGGGGAGGCCCGUCUCCGUAUGGUCCCAAACCCUGAGAGGGUCAAUCCAGCCCCUGGUCUGGUUGUCGUCCCCCCUGCACCAGAGGACAUUCCCAGAAUAGAGGAUGCAAGGCCUGGUCCCUCUGCACCACGAGAGAUGCCAGAGCGGCAUCCUCACGUCAUAACUCUCAUCGCUGGUGUUCUGGAUCUAUUCCCAGAUGUUCAAGAAGCCUAUGUAGCAGAACUGAUCCAAAGGAAUAAUGUGAAAGACUUGAAUGUUAUCUGUAACCUGCUGUUGGAGAACCCAGAGUAUCCAAGGAGGGAGAUGGCAGCCGCCACUGCAGCUCCCACCAGCAUCCUCCUGGAGUCUGGAGACACCCAGACAGAGGUGAGCGAGGACCUGUUCGACUUUGCCAAGCUGGGCACCGUGGGACCUGAGGCUGUGAUGCAAGCUGCCGACCUGCUCAUGGCAGACUUCAGGAGGCUCAGCUGUCAGGACAUCAAAUGGGCCCUCAAUGCUCUGAAGGGACACUAUGCAAUUACACGCAAGGCCUUAUGUGAAGCUCUGAAAAAGUGGCAAGAUUCAGGCGACCCCUCAGGAAAGAGACGACGGAGCAGAGCCUCCUCUGAGCGCUGCUACAUUGAUUUCCAUUUCGAGCACGGUGCAGUGAAGUUUGAGAAGAGGAUGUAUUUCUUGGAGAACGACCGUCGCUACUACAGGACAUACAGCAAUCUUGAAGUCUCUGUGCAGAAGGAGCUGUCGUUCUAUCAGCAGAAAGCCAAGGAAUGGGCAGAGCAUGAGGACUUCCUUUUGGCUCUGCAGGUCAAUGAAGAUGAAUAUAAGAUGGACGGCCAGCUGAUCGAGUGUGGCUGUUGCUAUGGAGAGUUUGCGUUUGAGAAGAUGACGCAGUGUUCAGACGGUCACCUGUUCUGUAAAGAUUGCCUGGUGAAAUAUGCUCAGGAGGCAGUGUUUGGCUCGGGAAAGUCGGAGCUGAGCUGCAUGGAGGGGGGUUGCCCGUGCUCCUACCCAGUGUGUGAGCUGGAGAAGGUCCUUCCAGAGAACAUACUGUGUAAAUAUUAUGAGAGGCAGGCAGAGGAGGCUGUCGCUGCCACCUGUGCUGAUGAACUAGUCCGGUGUCCGUUUUGCAACUUCCCAGCACUGUUGGACAAAGAUAGGUCUCUGUUCAGCUGUCCUAACCCUCGGUGCCGCAAGGAGAGCUGUAGAAAGUGCCAUGUCCAGUGGAAGCAGCAUGUGGGGAAGACGUGUGAGCAGGUCCUGGAGAGAGAUGAGAUCCGCAUGAGGGUGCUCUUGUAA
This is a messenger RNA of Paralichthys olivaceus (Japanese flounder), 2858 nucleotides long. Lineage: Eukaryota; Metazoa; Chordata; Actinopteri; Pleuronectiformes; Paralichthyidae. The record is from RefSeq and is a predicted model, not a curated record.